GAAGACUUCUGCCUAACGGCCACAAAUAUACCAUCAUCAUGGUCGUCAACAUCCCAUUGCUUUCACUGACAAUUUACAGCAACAGGGUGAGCUUUUGUUUUCCUGCCUAAACAACCCAAGGUCUUUACAAAUAGUGAAUUUAAUCUACUGUAUCUGGUGUAUGCACAUUUGUCAUUUUGCGCCCCCAAAAGAGGCUUGUAUUAGAUAAAUAUAAGGCUUUGCUACCACCUAGUGGUCAUGAUCAGUUAUAAGACAAAAGCAACAAAAAAAUCUGUCUGUCUCGCGCGCCGUCCAACGGUUGUAUUGGUUGGUUUGACAAGCUCUAAUAACUUGGAUGAGCAACCUAGUUAGCUACAUGAACUGUUCAUUGUUUAAAGAGUAAUUACAACGAAUUAAGUCCAUACAAUACAUAUCUGCUGAUACUAUAGAAAGGUGGCUAGCUAAUUUAGUUUGUUCACCACUUCAAUAUGCAGAGGGAACGUAGCUAAGUGCUGCAAUUAUCUAGCUACCUGAACUUGAUGUGCUACUGUAGCUAGCUAGCUAACGUUAGCAGAGUAGCUAGAUAGCCCGGUAGCUUUUAUAUUUUACCCAUUCUGCGUGUUUAUCUAUCAUAAUACACACCACCCGCUCUUUGUCACAGCUAUGGAGAGAACCCCAGCUACGGAUCUCAGCCUAAAACCCAUCGUGAUCGCAGGCCCUGUGAUCCGGGACAAGAAGUUUUUGCAAUGGCUGGGCAAGGUCCUAGAGCUCAGCUGGCUGCGUAACAAGGACAUAGAGGAAAGGCCAUAGAUUUUAGCUAGCUAGCUAACUGCCCAAACAUGAGUUUACCUAUCAUUUGGAUAGACCCAUUUGCCCAUGUCUCAUUGAUGUUACACCUGACUUGAACACCUAUUCCAUGAUGAUAAACACCUGGUUCAACUCUUUGUGUUUCCUUCAGGAGCGAAAGGGACUGUUGGGAGAGUUGCUGCCCUCCUUCGCUAAUGGAGCUGUCGAGAGCAACGACUUCCUCUCGCUCCAGGAGAUCCUAGAAAAUGUGGGCAGUAGUGUGUGUGUGUUUUUAUUUCGGUACAUUUUCUUCUCUCACACACACUUGUCUUGCAUACACUCCAUCUCCUUCUCUCCCUCCUUCUCAGAUGGAUGUGAACUGUGGGGACUAUGACGGCACCAAGCCCCUGCUGAAGGCCUGUGAGAUCGGUAACCUGGACAUGGUCAAGUACCUGCUGGCCAAAGGAGCCUCCCAGCAUUUGAAAGACCGCUUCGGAAACACACCCCUGCGCCUGGCCAUCAUCAACAGGUAGCCCACUAACCCUACUCUACUUUGUCAAAGCGUCAUUGUAAGUAGCCUGCCUGGAAUAUGUCUAGAAGUGGACUAAUAUAACAACAUUGAAAGCACACACAUUAAAGCCAAAUAAUGGUGGCUGACAUUUGCAUCUCAGGCAUUAUGAUGUAAUAAAGUUCCUGAGGAUGAGAGAGGCGUCGCUGGCUAUGCCUGCAGUGAGGAUCGGAGUGGAGCUGCUGCAGUGAGUAACUCCUCCUUAUUCAUUAACAUGAAUCAUUUUGAGUCCUGCUUUCAUUAUAAAAAAAUAAAAUGCCACUCUUGUUAUAGAAAUAUUGACCCAUGUCUCUCUCUCUCCCUCCCCUCCUCCCUUUCCCACCAUCUCCCUCCCUCUCUCUCCCACCCCGCCCUCCCUCUCCCUCUCCCUCUCCCACCCCCUGCCUCCUCUCUCCCCCACCCCCUCCCUCUGUCUCAGGGUGGUGGCAAAGAAGGACUACCAGCUGCUACAUGCCUGGGCUCUGUCUGGAGUGGACAUGGACUCUAAGGACUACAACGGACGCACGGCCAUGCACCUGGCUGUCAAGAUGAGGGACACAGUCAUGGUCCAAAGGCUGCUGCAGUAUGGGGCAACCCCGCUGGUAAGAACCAGGGUCAUAUUAGUUUGUGAAAAACAUAGCAAAACUGAGCAACUGAAAACGAAAACAAACAUUUCUUAUUGGACAAGUUCAUGUAGUCCCUCCCAGUUCCUCAAAGUUUCGUCCCGUUUGCUUCCAUUUUGGGCCUAGUGAAUACAGCCCUGAUGUAUUCAAAUGGGGUAGACAGAAGGAGUGGUGUGAGGUAUAAGAAGCCCUGGGGGGCAGAAUGGGGCCACCCUCUGGUAAGAACCAGGCACUAAACGGAAGCAAACAGGCCAAAACGGGGAGGUACUAUCUGAACUUGUCCAAUAAGAAACACUUGUUUACGUUUUCCAUUGCACAAUGUUUUGAAACAUUUUGCUACAGUGCGACCCUGCUCAUCUCAGGGUGGGGUAGGAGAGGUAGAAGAGGUAGUAAUUGAAUCUUCACCAAAGCACUGUAGCAACUGGACUGUUAUGCAUCCUACAUGUUUUUACUCUACAUUUAGGGUUUCAGCAGCAUCCUCAACAUACCACCACUAAAUCUGACAAUUGAAAUGAAUGUCCUUUUUUCCAAAUUCACCUACCAGCUCGAUCCACUCCUCCACCUUACCUCACCUCUCUUCUCGUGUCCUUCUCUCUCUUCUCCUCUCUUUCCUCUCCUCCCCUCCCACCCAGGAGAUAGAUAUCUGGGGCCAGACUCCGGUGGACGAGGCCCGUAAAGGCAACAUGUUGAGAAUCAUGCUGGCGUUCCACCCCCUCUUCACCGAGCAGCUCACCACCAAGCUGGCCUACCUGACCUGCAAGGCCCAAGCCCAGAGGAACAAGUAAAGGAAGAAGCCCCUGAUUUGUGUUCCAAAUGGCACCCUAUUCCCUACAUAGUGCACUACUUUUGACCAGGGCCAUAGGGAAUAAAAUAAACUACUUUUGACCAGGGCCCAUGAUAACGCUUGAAUAAAUAAACUUUGAUUUGACUUAUUUUGUUCAUACAGUUAUUUUAGUUAUUUUGUGUGUCAUAUAUAGUCCUGCAAUAGCCUAUUACUAAUACAUAUUUUGAAGUGGUCGAACAAAUAGACAACAACAGAAGAUGAGGGUAUGAAAAUAAAGGUUGGUAUAAAAUAAAAUACAUUUGGGGCCGUCAACUGCCAAAUGUUGUCGAACGUUGCAGAUAUAAAUGCCAUGAAUAGAACUGAUGUGAAUCCUUAUUCUGCAUGUCAGGGGCAUGUUUGUUCUACGUGGCCUAUUUCUAUCUGAACGUUCCAAAACGUUGCGUCCUGCUGAACGUGCCCCAGGAUAAGCUAUUUCAUGUCGACUUCUUGACAAUAGGUGGCGCGCGUACUCUACUUCCCUUUUUCUACCCCGUGGGCAGGUUUUACGGCGUCUACGUUUCAGGAAUCCAUCCAGUCUAAGCAAACCCUCAUUUAAAUUGCAAAUAGAAGGCUAGGGCAAGGUAACUUGAUUUUAGCCUGAUGGAAGAAAAUAAACAGUGGUGUGAAGAAGAUAAUGUAGGAAUAAUUGUGGAUCAAUAUAUUAGUAAUCAGUUUUAUUCUUGUCUUGCAGUGUAUACAUAUGGUUCAGAGGAUCCGAUGAAUGGGAAGACAUGAGCAUGUGUUUAAUUUCUAAAAUCGAUGUUAAUCUAUGCAAGAGUCUAACAAAUGAUUUGUCUGUAUAUUCAACAAAAAACGUUGCGAUAAUAGUUGGAUUGUAAUGGAUAGAGGAGAUACAACCAAGAAGAGUAUAAUAUGUUCGGACUCUGCAUCAGUGUUGUGUAGUUUAAGAUCUGGAAAGAACGUGAGGAUUAAUGGUUAGAAAUAAUGAUGCAGUUGUUGGGGUUACAAAGAAAUAGUAUUGAAAUGCAGUUCUGUUGGAUUCUGGCUCAUACAGGUGUUUAUGAAAGUGAAAUAGUAGAUAUAAUAGCAAAAAGAGCAGUGAAAAAUAAUAUUGUGGAUAUACAGGUGCAUUUGGGUAGAGGAGAAAUUAAAACAUUGAUUCGGAAAAAUGGGUUAGAUUGCUGGCAGAGGCAAUGGGAUGAAAGUAGGAAGGGCAUACAUUUUUAUGGUACAAGGAAAUCUGUACGGGAGAUAGUGUCAUAUAAUGGGAACAGAAGGGAGGAGAUUAUGUUGUGUAGGAUGAGAUUUGGGCAUACGGGAUUGAAUUCAUUUUUGAUAUUGAUAGCUACAUAUCUAUCUGUUCUUUCUGCCAAUGAAUUUUCAGUCCACGGAAGACUUCUGCCUAACGGCCAAAAAUAUACCAUCAUCAUGGUCGUCAACAUCCCAUUGCUUUCACUGACAAUUUACAGCAACAGGGUGAGCUUUUGUUUUCCUGCCUAAACAACUCAAGGUCUUUACAAAUAGUGAAUUUAAUCUACUGUAUCUGGUGUAUGCACAUUUGUCAUUUUGCGCCCCCAAAAGAGGCUUGUAUUAGAUUAAUAUAAGGCUUUGCUACCACCUAGUGGACAUGAUCAGUUAUAAGACAAAAGCAACAAAAAAAAUCUGUCUGUCUCGCGCGCCGUCCAACCGUUGUAUUGGUUGGGUUGACAAGCUCUAAUAACUUGGAUGAGCAACCUAGUUAGCUACAUGAACUGUUCAUUGUUUAAAGAGUAAUUACAACGAAUUAAGUCCAUACAACACAUAUCUGCUGAUACUAUAGAAAGGUGGCUAGCUAAUUUAGUUUGUUCACCACUUCAAUAUGCAGAGGGAAUGUAGCUAAGUGCUGCAAUUAUCUAGCUACCUGAACUUGAUGUGCUACUGUAGCUAGCUAGCUAACGUUAGCAGAGUAGCUAGAUAGCCCGGUAGCUUUUAUAUUUUACCCAUUCUGCGUGUUUAUCUAUCAUAAUACACACCACCUGCUCUUUGUCACAGCUAUGGAGAGAACCCCAGCUACGGAUCUCAGCCUAAAACCCAUCGUCAUCGCAGGCCCUGUGAUCCGGGACAAGAAGUUUUUGCAAUGGCUGGGCAAGGUCCUAGAGCUCAGCUGGCUGCGUAACAAGGACAUAGAGGAAAGGCCAUAGAUUUGAGCUAGCUAGCUAACUGCCCAAACAUGAGUUUACCUAUCAUUUGGAUAUACCCAUUUGCCCAUGUCUCAUUGAUGUUAUACCUGACUUGAACACCUAUUCCAUGAUGAUAAACACCUGGUUCAACUCUUUGUGUUUCCUUCAGGAGCGAAAGGGACUGUUGGGAGAGUUGCUGCCCUCCUUCGCUAAUGGAGCUGUCGAGAGCAACGACUUCCUCUCGCUCCAGGAGAUCCUAGAAAAUGUGGGCAGUAGUGUGUGUGUGUUUUUAUUUCGGUACAUUUUCUUCUCUCACACACACUUGUCUUGCAUACACUCCAUCUCCUUCUCUCCCUCCUUCUCAGAUGGAUGUGAACUGUGGGGACUAUGACGGCACCAAGCCCCUGCUGAAGGCCUGUGAGAUCGGUAACCUGGACAUGGUCAAGUACCUGCUGGCCAAAGGAGCCUCCCAGCAUUUGAAAGACCGCUUCGGAAACACACCCCUGCGCCUGGCCAUCAUCAACAGGUAGCCCACUAACCCUACUCUACUUUGUCAAAGCGUCAUUGUAAGUAGCCUGCCUGGAAUAUGUCUAGAAGUGGACUAAUAUAACAACAUUGAAAGUACACACAUUAAAGCCAAAUAAUGGUGGCUGACAUUUGCAUCUCAGGCAUUAUGAGGUAAUAAAGUUCCUGAGGAUGAGAGAGGCGUCGCUGGCUAUGCCUGCAGUGAGGAUCGGAGUGGAGCUGCUGCAGUGAGUAACUCCUCCUUAUUCAUUAACAUGAAUCAUUUUGAGUCCUGCUUUCAUUAUAAAAAAAUAAAAUGCCACUCUUGUUAUAGAAAUAUUGAUCCAUGUCUCUCUCUCUCCCUCCCCUCCUCCCUUUCCCACCAUCUCCCUCCCUCUCUCUCCCACCCCGCCCUCCCUCUCUCUUUCCUCUCCUCCCCUCCCACCCAGGAGAUAGAUAUCUGGGGCCAGACUCCGGUGGACGAGGCCCGUAA
Coregonus sp. 'balchen' is the source of this 5875-nucleotide messenger RNA. The record is from the annotation of a GenBank genome assembly. Lineage: Eukaryota; Metazoa; Chordata; Actinopteri; Salmoniformes; Salmonidae.